This is a messenger RNA of Pyricularia oryzae 70-15, 2289 nucleotides long. RefSeq lists its product as uncharacterized. Bases 937 to 2085 code for a protein of 382 amino acids. The record is from RefSeq and is a predicted model, not a curated record. Lineage: Eukaryota; Fungi; Ascomycota; Sordariomycetes; Magnaporthales; Pyriculariaceae. The transcript is spliced from 2 exons.
GGUUGAGGCAAUUGCCUGGCAGCAGCAACCAACAACAGAUAUUGUUACCCAUUUCAACUUGCUGAAUCUUUUAACCCGUCACAAUAUUUCGCACAUUGCAGGAUGCCUUGAACUGUUUAGCCGCUGCUGGGGCACACGUACCCUGGAACUACACCGUCAGUACACAGCCGGACUUCAGCUGUACCGUCGAUCUACAGGUUUUCAUUGCAUUUCAUAGAUCUGUUGAAAAUCAAUCGGCUCAAAAUGAUAUCCAACGACAUCGGACCCCAGCUGAGAUUCGGCCGUCUCCUUAUCAGUAAUCGUAUUUACUAUGAGAGUCGUCAUAUACUACAUUCAUCUCAGGAUGGCUAGACUAGGAAGAUCGGGCACCAGCCACUCUCCAAGAUAGCCCACGUCUGACCCCCACGAGUGCCAGCUGACCUCAACUCCUGUUAAUGCCUACAUACUUGAAAAUUCAAGCCCCCGUUCUCUUGCAGUUUAGGUACCCAUUUGCCAUCUUCUUGAGUCUCAGUGCAUAUAGAAUCCAACGCGGUUCACCAUCAAUCAACUUACUUUCCAGUUCGGAUCACCGUGGCUAAGCGUCUUGGCAAAGUACUGCGGCUACACGUGCCACUGAGGGUGCAUACACAUACACGAAUCGACAGCCUCAUGCACCCCUUUUGACAGCUAUCCCGCCUCGUAAAUAUCAAGACUUGUGACAGUCGCCCAAAAAACUUGAACUACUUUCCUCGAGUUUCAUCUUUAUCCCUUGGACUGUUGCGUGCCGAUAGCAACUCCAGAUUUUCAAAAGCACUAUCGCAGCCAGCUGGGGAGCUUUUGGCGGGGUCAACUGCUAGCCACCUUUUACCUCAAGCUCCAUUUACGGAGUACUUUCAUUCCCCUUUUUCGUCAAAUAAAAUCACCAGAAAGGAAAAUUAUUUUCCUCAUCCGAACGCCAUGGGGGACAUGGACUUGGGCAUCCCGAUGCCAACGGCAUCCUUGGAUGUUGUCUUUGCCGAGGCAACCCCAGAGCAGGCGAUCAUAUUCCGCAAGCUGAAUAGCGACUCUUGGUCCAAACCUUUAACGCUCGCCCAGUACAUGGAGGCUGGGGAGCUGCUUUCGCACACAGAACUUGCGAGAAAUGGUAGCAUCAAGUUCUGGGUUUUGCACAAGAAGUCAGAUCCCCUGGAAGUGGUUGCGGGUUGUGAGACUGUCAGGAAGACUGUUUUCAUUCGUGAGCCAAGACUUCCAGGAACCACCGAUGCUGAGAAGCCCGUUAGCAUCGAGGAAACAACGGCGUUUGGAGUUGCCAGUGUCUUUACCAAUCCCAACUAUCGUCGACUUGGUAUGGCAAACUUCUUGCUCAGAAAGCUCCAGGAAGUGAUGGACAAACAAUCUGCGGCCUGUUCGGUUCUCUACAGUGAUAUAGGCAAACUGUAUUACACGAACAUGGGCUGGAACGUCUUUCCCCACCAGGAAGCCAGUUUGACCUUGCUGAACGAGGGGAAGAAGCUGGACCCGGAGUCAUGUUGCACUAUCAAAACAAGAUGGCUUGCACUAGACGAAAUCAGACAGCUAUGUGACCUCGACAUUGCCGACCUCAAACAGCGACUGCAGAACUGCCCCGCGGACGGGAAGAUACACUUGGCUUUCUCACCUAACUUCGCGCAACUUGAGCAGCAAUUCGCGGCCGAAGAGACUUUUUUGAAGCUACACAUGAACACCGAGGUGGAGCGCCGAGGCGCAACGACACUUGACGGCAAGAGCUGGAUCACUUGGGUUCACAAGCACAAGAGACAGCGACUUGUGGUGCUUCGCAUCGUCACAACUUCUCCGGAAUCCGAGGCACGCAGAGUCGAACACAUUUGGGCACUACUUAACGCGGCGGUUGCCGAAGCGUCUCUAACAGGAUUAAAAUCCGUCAUCGUGUGGAACCCGGAUGAGGCUACAACAUCCGGAAUCAAGGCGACGAGCAAUGCGUACGAGAAUGACAUCAAGGUGGUGUUUACAGAGCGAGACGGCUCUAUCCCCAGCUUCAGGUGGCAAAAGGAUUUGAACACAUCCAACACUGUUUGGGACGACAAUUACUACUACUGUUGGUGCUGAGGAUCCUGCGUUUCUUAUUUCGGGGAGAAUGUUACUGGCGUUGGUAGUUUAUUAAGUUUUUCUUUUUUUAGCUGGACAAGGUCGGGCACAAUCUACGUCUUGGACAAUAAAUGUAUGGGAUCUCAAAUGGGUUGGGCUAUCUCUGGUAUCUGCGGCUGCAACAUUUAUUUCGCGAUUUUACGAAAUGCCAAACACUAUUUCCCC